Molecule: messenger RNA, 2301 nt
Organism: Aphis gossypii (cotton aphid)
Lineage: Eukaryota; Metazoa; Arthropoda; Insecta; Hemiptera; Aphididae
Product: 52 kDa repressor of the inhibitor of the protein kinase-like
Exons: 4
Coding region: 1-2301 (766 amino acids)
Molecular function (GO): protein dimerization activity
Source: RefSeq, a predicted model, not a curated record
AUGAGUGAAAAAAGAAAAUCGAGUUCUUCAAUACUAUCUUACUUCAAAAAAAGUAAUAAUUCAAUAAACGAUCAAAAUGAUAUUGACGAAACAUUAUUACCAUCAACAUCCACAGUUUUUACGCCUUUAACUGAUAGUUUAGAACCAUCAAGUUCUAAAAAUUUGACUCAUCCUGCUUCUAAUAAUGAUACUGAAAUAAUAAUUAAAACAUAUGAUAUUGGCUUAUAUAUACAGCAAAUUAUAGAUGAUCACACUCGAUAUAAUUUAUUAAAAAACCAUUGGGUUGCACCAAAGAGUUAUGUGUAUCCAUUUUCUUUACAAAAUUUGAAAGGAAAAGAAAUACGUCGACAUUUACAACAAAAACAUUUGGAUAUGUAUCCAUGGGUUGUAUAUUCAGAAAGUAAAAAUGGACUAUAUUGUAAAUAUUGUACUUUAUUUUACUCUGGUGGUCAUGGUACUGGAAAAAAAAAUUAUAUGACUCUUGGUUUACUAGUAAAUAAACCAUUACAAAAUUUUAAACAUUUAAUGGGAAACACAGGAGAUCUUCACUCCCAUGAAAUAACUAAUUAUCAUAUUGAAUCAGUUUUGAGAGCGCAGGAUUUUAUAAAGACAUACCAAAACCCUUCUCUUGAAGUUGUUAGUCAGAUAGAUUCUAACCAUUUGAAACAAAUAACAGAAAAUAGAAAUAGGUUGCGCCCCAUUAUUAAAUCUGUAUUAUUUUUAGCUCGCCAGAACAUACCUUUUCGAGGUCAUCGGGAUGACGGACCUUUGUUGAAAAAUAAUGAAUUAUCUCCAAAACUGAACGAAGGAAAUUUUCGAGAAAUAUUAAAAUUUCGAAUUGAAUCUGGUGAUAUGGAAUUAGAAAACCAUUUAAAAAAUACAAGUUCCAAAGCUACUUAUAUAAUUAAGCGGUCUCCAUUUUAUAGUAUUAUGUUCGACGAAACAACCGAUAUGUCACAUACAUCUCAAUUAUGUUUAGUCAUACGGUAUAUUAAUGAGGAAUACACUGUUCAAGAAGAUUUCCUUGGUUUUAUAGAUCCACACAGUUAUAAUUUCGAAAAUUCUGAAAUAGAACCAAAAUUAAAUGGUAAAAUAUUAGGAGAAACCGUUUUAAAAUUAAUGAACAACUUCAAUUUGGAUUUGAAUAACUGCGUUGGUAUUGCUACUGACGGUUGUAGUGUUAUGGCUUCAAAAGUGUGUGGUGCAGUAAAAACUAUUCUGGAAAAGAUACCCAGUGCUGUCAAAUGUCCAUGUUUUAACCACGGCUUAAAUCUUGCAAUUUCUAAAGGUUGUCAAAUUCAGUCCAUCCGGAAUAGUUUUGGACAAAUUAAGGAAAUUAUUUCAUUUUUUCAUGGAAGUUCGAAACGAAAUUUUGUACUACAAUCUGUUCUACAUUCCUCACUACAGUCACUUUGUGAAACUAGAUGGGUUGAGAGGCAUACAGCAGUGACGCAAUUUUUGACUGGAAUUUCGGAAAUUAUGGAUUCUCUUCAUAAAAUAAGCAAUUGGAAUGAUCGAGAAUCAUCUAGUAAAGCCAAGGUUUUAUUGAAUUCAAUUGACUUUGAAUUCGUCAUCACUCUUUAUGUUGCUUCACAUAUAUUUUCAAUUACACAACCAUUAAGCGUAAUUUUGCAAAAAAAAAAUUUUGAUAAACAAUCUGCAGUUAACUACAUAAAUAAAACUAUUGAAAUUUUAAAUAAACUUAGAUUAGACGUCAAAACAGAGUUUAAAAAUUUGUACUUCAAAGCCGUGAAACAAAUGGAUAAAUUAGAGAUUACUGUAAAAAAGCCAAGAACAAUAUCAAUACAGCACCACAGACAGAAUCCAGAGAUAAAAAAUGUAGAAGACUAUUUCCGUGUAACAGUAUACAUUCCGUUUUUAGAUUUUAUGAUAACUGAUAUGAAAUCCAGAUUCACAGAAGAAACAUUGGGCGUAUUUGCAAAUAAAGAAGCUUUUAUUGGAAAGUUGCAAGGGGAAAUGAUUUGGUGGGAAGAAUAUUGGAAUAGAGAAAAAAAUGAUAUUCCUGAUACAGCUCUAAAAUCAUUAGAACAUUGUGACAAAGAUAUGUUUCCAACAAUACAUAUACUUUUAAAGAUUUUAGCUAGUUUUCCAAUUAGUAUAGCUUCGGCAGAGAGGAGUUUUUCCGCCCUUAAAAGGAUAAAAACUUGGCUGCGGUGCAAUAUGUUAGAAGAAAGACUGACAGGAUUGGCGAUUAUUCAUUGUCACCGAGAUGAACAUGUUGACAUAGAUGAAAACGAUUAUAAUAAUGAGAGUAUGAAUGAUGAGGUUAAAUCAGUUUAA